AGGGACCCGCAUUGGCCGUUGGUCCUCCCUCCCUCUCUCUCUCUCUCUCUCUCUCUCUCUCAAACUUUUUUCCUCCAUUGCACUUCCAUUUUGUGUCCUCUCGAGCUCCCAUGUCCGAGACAUCGCAACAGCAAUUUCUGAACCAGACGAUCCUCCAUAAUCUCCUCUCUGAGCCAUCCACAUCGCGAGCACGCCUAGACCCAUCCACAGACGAAAAAUUUCGGAUCAAAUCGGUCCAUGGAUGCAACCCCGGAAGCAAAUCAGAUUCGCUACCAGCUUCGUCGGCAGCCGAUCAAUGAUCCGAUUCGCUUGGGCUAGGGUCUCGUAGCUCCACCGAUUAACACAAUUUUCUUCGGUGAAGACGACAGCGGGGUUCGAUUUCGGGGCUAGAGAAUGUCUAAUCUGUAUGGAGAUUACAACCAGAAGAUCGAUUACGUGUUUAAGAUCGUGCUGAUUGGGGAUUCAGCGGUGGGGAAAUCCCAGCUCCUGGCUCGGUUCGCGAGGAACGAGUUCAGUGUCGAGUCGAAGGCCACCAUUGGCGUCGAGUUCCAGACGAAGACGCUCGUGAUCGAUCACAAGACGGUGAAGGCACAGAUAUGGGACACUGCGGGUCAAGAGCGGUACCGAGCAGUGACGAGUGCAUACUACAGAGGUGCUGUUGGGGCGAUGUUGGUAUAUGACAUGACCAAGCGCCAAUCUUUCGACCACAUGACUAGGUGGCUGGAGGAACUGAGAGGUCAUGCUGACAAGAAUAUCGUCAUCAUGCUCGUUGGCAACAAGUCCGACUUGGGCAGCCUACGGGCUGUCCCAACGGAAGACGCCCAGGAGUUUGCCCAAAGAGAGAGCCUAUUCUUUAUGGAGACAUCGGCUCUCGAGGCAACCAAUGUUGAAACUGCAUUCCUGACAGUUUUGACAGAGAUAUAUCGGAUCAUUUCCAAGAAGACCCUUAAUGCAAGCGAUGAAUCGGAUCCUGGUCUUCUUAAAGGGACGAGGAUUAUAGUCCCUGGACAGGAUGGGGAUGCCGGCAGAGGAAAGGGCGGGUGCUGCAUGUCGUCCUAAUCUUCUUCGUUCAGAUUAUAUUUCUUUUCGGCAAGAUGAUCUUGAGAUCAACAUUUGCUUUAGAAUUCCAUCCUUUGUAUGUAGUAGCCGUCUUGUAUUCUUUAGCAUCGGUAAUUCUCAUCUACGCUUCGUGUAGCGAAACGAUUUUUGCAGAGAAAGGGUAGCUGAUGAAAUUAAGGCUCGAGACUGAAACUCCAGGUUUUUCUGGUACCGUGACCAAGUGAAAAUGCUUCGGAUGAACUAUACCAGAAAGUGACUGGAUCGGGCAAGUUCCUUUACAAACAAGUUUGAUUGAA
Molecule: messenger RNA, 1355 nt
Organism: Rhodamnia argentea
Lineage: Eukaryota; Viridiplantae; Streptophyta; Magnoliopsida; Myrtales; Myrtaceae
Product: ras-related protein RABA4d
Exons: 2
Coding region: 394-1059 (221 amino acids)
Cellular component (GO): endosome
Molecular function (GO): GTP binding; GTPase activity
Source: RefSeq, a predicted model, not a curated record